Messenger RNA from Calypte anna (Anna's hummingbird), 2532 nucleotides. RefSeq names its product coagulation factor II thrombin receptor like 2 (gene F2RL2). The record is from RefSeq and is a predicted model, not a curated record. Gene Ontology annotation, biological process: positive regulation of Rho protein signal transduction; thrombin-activated receptor signaling pathway; blood coagulation. Lineage: Eukaryota; Metazoa; Chordata; Aves; Apodiformes; Trochilidae. The coding region runs from base 368 to 1513 and encodes 381 amino acids. Gene Ontology annotation, molecular function: thrombin-activated receptor activity. The transcript has 2 exons. Gene Ontology annotation, cellular component: membrane.
UCCAGAAAACACCUUUUCACCCCCAGUACCUGCAUGUACAAAUUCGACUAGAACCCCCCACAUGUAGUCAGGCUCAUGGUAAAUUAGGAGUUAAAUUACUGCUGUAAAGCAUUUUUAUCUCUGUGUUGGGCAGAGGCUAAGACUGAGUCAUGUGUGCAUAUUUGGAUAUGUCACACCCUCUUGCUGUAGUAGACAAAGAACAAACUAGUUCCUUACCAUAAACCUCAUGCAUACAGGAUGCCUCUAGGAAGACAGAUCAAUCAUUCCUUAGUUCCUUACAGAGGGGAAAAAAAUCACCCCCCAAAUGCCCUUUGAGAUGAACUAGAAACUGUGUUGUUACUUGGCUAGCUGGGUUUCACGUACUACAAUGAAGAUACUCCUUUUCACUGGACUGCUCUGUCUUACUUCCAGUCUUUUUGUAACAGCUUCAGAAUUUUCACUGAAUGGCUCUGCAAUUAAAACAGUGUCUCUUAUCAAGACUUUCCGUGGCAUUUCAGCAAGAGACUAUGAUUACAUCCCCCCUUAUGCUAUAGAAGGAGAGACAACAACCAUUCAUAUCAGAGAACAUAAAUGCUCUUCAAAAAAGUCAAAUGACUCCUCUUUAACAGAAGUGAACAACACCACGCUGGAGUACCUGACCAGCUCUCUGAGCACAAAGCUAAUACCUGCUGUCUACUUCAGUGCUGUUUUAUUGGGUGUACCAUCUAAUGCCAUCACCUUGUGGAUGCUGAUCUUCAGGAUCCGGUCAGUGUGCACCGCCAUCCUCUACACAAACCUGGCAGUCUCAGAUCUGCUCUUCUGCAUCAUGCUGCCCUUCAAAAUCGCAUACCACAUUAAUGGGAACAACUGGAUUUUUGGGGAAAUGAUGUGCCGAACUACCACUGUGGUGUUUUAUGGCAACAUGUACUGCUCCAUUCUGCUGCUCACGUGCAUCAGUGUCAGCCGCUACGUGGCCAUUGUUCACCCCUUCACCUAUAAGAGCCUUCCCAAACGCACCUAUACCAUCACCGUCUGCGCUGCCGUCUGGACCAUCGUCUUCUUGUACAUGCUCCCACUUUGCAUAAUGCAGCAAAGCUACUACGUGAAACAACUGGGCAUUUACACCUGCCACGAUGUACACAAUGCCUGUGAAACCGUAUCUUCCUUCCAGUUCUACUACUAUGUUUCUUUAUCUAUCUUUGGGUUUCUAAUACCUCUCGCAACUAUAGUUUUCUGCUAUGUCUCCAUUAUAAGAACUCUCAAGACUCAUGAAUGGCUCUGGUAUGUUAAAAUCAGUCUUCUGAUCCUUACCAUCUUCGCUAUUUGCUUUGUGCCAAGCAAUGUUAUCCUUAUUAUGCAUCACAUUAGCUCUUACUAUUACAACAUAGACGGGUUGUAUUCUUUAUAUCUAAUUGCUUUAUCCCUUAGCAGCUUAAACAGCUGUCUCGAUCCUUUCCUUUAUUUUCUGAUGUCAAAAAUUAGAAGUCAAUCCAACAUUUAUCUAACAAUGGUUAAAAUAUCCAGAGAAAAAUAAAUUUAAUUCUGUAUUUGUAUUAUUAGAAUUAUGAUUUUGCAUUGUGUUAUCUCCAGGCAGCAAGAAGCCUCAGGUACAAUAAUUAACUCAAAAUUGAAAAAUGUUUUUUUAACAUAAUAGUAAAGUUUGCUUCUUCAAUACACCACAGGAGGAACAUCUUCAUAAACACACUUCUCAAGCUCUGUAAUUUUAUCAUGCAUUUUGCAACACCUGGUGUACCUAGAUUCAGGGAAGUAUCUCCACACCUCCAUUUCCUUCUGAGAUCAUCACUUUCAUGACCACAGAGAAGAAAUCAGUAUAUCAGUCACCACAACCUCUGAACACCAGACAAAGAAUAAACAGCUGAACCUCACUUUUAAACCCAGCCAUGAUUCCCAAAUAUUCCAAAGUAGUUUUCAGCCCACAAUCACUGCAGGCACAGUGAUGUGAAAGUAAGUUUUUGGCCAGUGGAAAUGGAAACAAGCAAAAGCACUUUCUCUACACUCAUGAGCUGCUGAGGUUUGCAGAAGUCUCUGUCACCUAACCAAGAGCAAAUACAGCUCUGGAUGUUGAAUAUGAAGACCCAGAGUCUCUACAGAUUGAAGGAAAAGUAAACCUUGAGCUGUAGACACAGAGCCAGACACUUCCAAGGGAGCAUCUCCUAUGAGGCUGCUUAACCAGCUCUGCACUGGAGUCAUGUUCUUCCACUUUGUCAGCGCCUGCACUCCUCUAUCCCAUGAGGAUUGCUGGGAGCUAACUCUUAUCAGUGUGAAUCCAGGCGUGUAUUAUUCUUGCUUGGUAAGCAAAACAGGGAAGCUAUUUGUACUGUUCUCUAUUUCCACAUCCUAACAGGAAAUACCUACACAGUUACAAAUACUGAGGCUAGUUUUGAUUGAUUGUCCAUGUUAUUAAAGGGUCAGCUUUUAUGUUUACAGAGACUCAAAAAUUACAUAUAUACAACAUAUAAGUGUCUACAAAACAAGCUAAGGGGUUGGAAUUUUAUUUGUAACUGCAACUUGUAAUAAUGAGAAAAAUGUGUU